AUGGAACUGGGCCUAGCUACACAGUCCUCUGAAGUGGGCUCGAGUGACCUAGAGUUGAGCCUACCCAGUAACAGCGCCAACCGUCUAUUGUUUCAUAAUAAUCAACGCUCAUUGAUGCCUCCAUCACCACCCAUUUGUUCAUCUCUCAGCUCUGACCCCGGCUUUUUCGGACGCUCCCGUCGUGGCUCCAAGGACUCUGUUGAGUCUAUGCCAGGGGUGACAAUAGAUGACCUAGUGAACCAGCUUACUGUCCCCGACUAUGUAAAUACUCUUGAGCAAAUUGCAAAGACCAAGGCCUUUCUGAUGAUUUAUCGCAAAUUCCUUAAGCCCCGUGAACUUUUGGAGAAAUUCAUCGAGCGGUUCGAGAAAUUGGGUGAAUUUCCGGAUGAAGAUGACGAAGAAACCAAAAACACGCGAUUAAGGAUUUGUGCAUGCCUUUACUAUUGGCUCAAGGACCAUCCUAAUGAUUUGGUUCAUCACCAAACGCGACAAUGUGUUAUAUCAUUUCUGCAGGGGCGCGUAGCAUUGUUCCCAUGCUUGACAGAGAUUUAUAUCAAGUUGCUCCCUCUGUCAUCGAUCCAUUACUUUAACGCCUGGCGCUGGCCAAAUGGUGACCAUCAAUUUUACUUUCAAGAACAAGGAUGUGGACAAAGACGCAGUGUGCCAUCAUCAUCGGAUUCAAGGAGUUCGUCCGUCUCUGAGCCAUCUAGCACAGUUGGCGUCGGCGGUGGAAUGGCCACUUGCUCAGAACCUUCUUCUGUUUGUGACGAAGGCUCUGGCCCUAAUCUUUAUGAUGUAGCAUCUGCGGCUGCAGCAUCAACAAUAGGAUUGGCUUCAGGAAUGGCUACGGCUGGUAGUACAGCACCUCCUAGCGAGCUUGAAAUAGAUGAAGACCGAGAGUGGGGCCAGUUUGAUGAAGAUGCUCUCCCAGAGAACAGUAAGAGUAGUCAGUUGUUGAAUAUGGAAAGCGUUGCUGUGUCUCCCUUUUCGCUUUCAUUUUCUGCAGCGGCUGCUCAGAUCACCUCCCCAAUUACGUUAAAUAAUGGCACCAGCUAUACCCACUCCAUUGCUCGGAAUAACCGCAACACCUGUCACAAUAGCUUGUCUUACCGAGUAGUACCUUCCCAUCAUCUGCCUCGAGACCGCCGAUCCAGUACGGGCUCUCUUGUUCAUACGCGCGCUUCAUCCCCAUGCACGAUGGAGGCUUUCGUUGCUAGUCGCCGGGGAUCUGCCUCGUCAGCGUGUCUAGGCUCUACAAACACAGGAUCUUUUGCUUUCGCAGCCACUCCAGUAAGCCUUCCAGAAGGUGAUUUGGUGCCUCUACAACAGCGACAAUACCAACAACAGCAUCAACAACAGUAUCACCAUUAUUAUCAUCAGCAACAUCAUCAGCAACAUCAUCAGCAACAUCAUCACCAAUAUCAUCAUCAGCAACAUCAACCAAUGCAGUCGAUAAUGUCUAUCCCAUUUAUUGGCAAACGAAGUAGUAGUCAAACCCAUAGGCAAAAGGCUGUCCAACAAGCGCAAGUUUCCCUUCAGUCUCUAGGUGUAAAUACGGGUCCAAACGCUCUGCUGAGCAGUAAUAUCAAAGAUGCAAGCGAAGAAUAUCCUGUACAUCCAUUCCAACAGGGUAGAAUCAGCCCAUUGCCUCUUAUGGAUCAUUUAUUCUCAAGCAAUGCUCCUUUUAUUGAAAUCAAGGAUGCAGCUAUUGCAGCGCAACUCACUUACCUUGAGUUUGGUUUGUUCAAGAAAUUAAAGCCUAGAGACAUGCUUCGGCAAGUUUGGAAGACAAACAAGGGCUCGACGGCAUUCCAAGCUUGCAUUAGCCAUUUCAACUUUAUCUCGUCUUGGGUCGGUACCAUGAUCUUGUCUUCUUCCAAAGUCAAAAGCCGAGCCAAGAUGAUGGAGAAAUUUAUCAACAUUGCCAAGAUCCUCCGUGAUAUGGGGAACUUCAACACGACGAUGGCCAUCAUUGGAGCAAUGAACACAUCGUCAAUCCACCGUUUAGUUCAGACGCGCGAGUUACUACAGAGUAAGGAGGUUUGGGGGACGUUUAAAGAGCUAGAGCACCUGAUGAGUUCUGAACGUAGUUUUUAUGAGUAUCGUCAAGCCCUUAAGACCCAAAAGCUGCCUUGCAUCCCUUAUCUAGGUGUCCAUUUAGGUGAUUUACUGUCCAUUGGCGAGGGCAAUCGAGAUAAUCGACAAGAUGGAACGAUCCAUUGGCAAAAGUUCCGUUUACUAACGGAGGUGAUUUCGACGGUGAUGCAAUGCCAGUCAGAGCCAUAUAUGAUCCAGCCCGACCCGUCCAUUGUGCGUGUGAUCACGGAUACGCAUGUGUUGGAUGAUGAGGAAUUGUACACUAAAUCCGUUGGGACCGAACCAAACAAGUUGCGCCAUUCUAGGAGCCUGAGCAAGUUCAAUUUCUUUUGAAAUAGGACAACUCCUUGAAAACGUAAAAAAAGAAAUUAGAGCGGAUGUAAAACAGACAUAAAAG
This is a messenger RNA of Lobosporangium transversale, 2494 nucleotides long. Its product is annotated as ras guanine nucleotide exchange factor domain-containing protein. The record is from RefSeq and is a predicted model, not a curated record. Bases 1 to 2430 code for a protein of 809 amino acids. Gene Ontology annotation, cellular component: plasma membrane. Gene Ontology annotation, molecular function: guanyl-nucleotide exchange factor activity. The transcript is spliced from 8 exons. Gene Ontology annotation, biological process: positive regulation of GTPase activity; Ras protein signal transduction. NCBI's taxonomy places the organism in Eukaryota, Fungi, Mortierellomycota, Mortierellomycetes, Mortierellales, Mortierellaceae.